This is a messenger RNA of Lottia gigantea (owl limpet), 2004 nucleotides long. RefSeq lists its product as hypothetical. Lineage: Eukaryota; Metazoa; Mollusca; Gastropoda; Lottiidae. Gene Ontology annotation, cellular component: endoplasmic reticulum. Gene Ontology annotation, biological process: protein folding. Gene Ontology annotation, molecular function: protein disulfide isomerase activity. The transcript is spliced from 19 exons. The annotation marks the transcript as partial. The record is from RefSeq and is a predicted model, not a curated record.
AUCCCAUGUUACCUACAAGCCAAUAAAAAGAAAACUGAUCUGAUAAUUAAAGUAGAUGAUUUUAAAGAUUUCAAGAAGUUGUUAAAAACUAAAACUAAUUUAUUAGUAAUAUACGCCCAGUCUGAUAAAUCAGUGUCUCAGUCGUGGUCUAUAUUUCAAAAUGUAGCCAAUGAAAUCCGAGGGAAAGGAACAUUGGCUUUCAUCAACUGUGGUGAAGAAAAGAAAUUAUGUAAAAAAUUAAAAGUUUCACCAACUACAUUCGAUAUAAAACAUUAUAAAGAUGGUGAAUUUAAUAAAGAUUAUGAUAGAAAAAUAUCUUUAAAAUCUAUGUUGAAUUUCCUAUUGGAUCCUACUGGUGAUUUACCAUGGGAGGAAGAUCCAACAGCUCAAGAUGUAGUACAUAUAGAUACAGAGGGAGGUUUAGCUAAACAAUUAAAAAAGAACAAAAGUCCACAUUUAGUGAUGUUUUACGCACCAUGGUGUGGAUAUUGUAAGAGGUUGAAACCUGAUUAUUCUGCUGCUGCUACUGAGAUGAAAGGACAAGCUGUAUUAGUUGGUAUUGAUGUUGAUAAACCACAGUUAAUGUCAUUAAGAACACAGUAUAAUAUCACUGGAUUCCCUACACUCUAUUAUUUUGAAAAUGGUAAACUAAAAUAUCCAUUUGGUGGAGAGAACAAUAAAGAUGGUAUUGUAUCAUGGUUAAAAAAUCCUGGUCCACCUAAAGAACCCGAGAAGGAAGCAGAAUGGUCUGAUGAGGAAUCUGAUGUUGUCCAUUUAACAGAUGAGAAUUUCCAGGAAUCUCUUGAUAAAGAAUCAUCAGCGCUAGUCAUGUUUUACGCACCUUGGUGUGGUCAUUGUAAACAGAUGAAACCAGGUUAUACAGAGGCUGCUGCAACAUUAAAAUCAGAUAAUAUACCUGGUAUAUUAGCUGCUGUAGAUGCAACCAAACAUAGAAAAGUAGCUGAAGAAUUUAAAGUGAAGGGUUUUCCAUCAGUUAAAUAUUUUGUAAAUGGUAAAUAUGAAUAUGAUUUCAAUGAACGUUCUAAAGAAAAAAUUAUGGAAUUUAUGAAAGACCCAAAAGAACCACCACCCCCUCCCCCACCAGAGCCUAAAUGGGAAGAAACAGAAAGUGAUGUCAUUCAUCUAACCGAAGAUAAUUUUAAACCUACUUUAAAGAAGAAGAAACAUGCUUUAGUUAUGUUUUAUGCUCCAUGGUGUGGACAUUGUAAGAAAGCGAAACCAGAAUAUAUGGCAGCAGCUUCUAAAUUAAAAAAAGAUAAUAAAGUAGCUUUAACUGCUGUUGAUUGUACCACACAAUCUGGUGUCUGUUCAGCACAUGAUGUAUCUGGUUAUCCAACCUUCAAAUAUUUUAAUUAUGGUAAAAAUCCACAGGUUUAUAUGGGAGGAAGAGUGGAAGCUGAUUUUAUUAGUUUUAUGAAAGAUCCAUUGAAUCCAAAUCCAGGAUCUCAACAAGCUGAGAAAGCAGCUGAUCCCAAAGAUGACUGGAAAGAAAUAACAGGAUAUGAAAAUAGUUUUAAUGACUAUAUUAAAAAUAAUAAAAACGUAUUAGUAAUGUUUUAUGCACCAUGGUGUGGCCAUUGUAAAAACGCGAAACCAGAAUACCAGUCUGCUGCGGAUUCUAUUCUGCCAGCAAGUGAAAAUAAAAUGGCUGCUGUUGACUGUACAGAACAUAAAGAAAUUUGUGGAAAAGAAGAUGUAAAAGGUUAUCCAACGAUCAAAUUUUAUCAGAAUGGUCAAUUUUCUAAAAAAUUCUCUGGUUCCAGAAAUAAACAGGGAUUUUUAGAUUUCUUCAAACAGGAAGAAAAAGCAGCUGAUUCUCAAACAGAUAAAAAAGAUUCUAAAAAGAAAGAUUCUAAAAAGAAAGAUUCUAAAAAGAAAGAUUCUAAGAAAGAUAAAGAUUCUAAGAAAGAUAAAGAUUCUAAGAAAGAUAAAGAUUCUAAGAAAGAUAAAAAGAAGGGUAAAAAAGAUAAAGAAGAAUUAUAA